Messenger RNA from Hordeum vulgare subsp. vulgare (domesticated barley), 1436 nucleotides. RefSeq names its product ubiquinol oxidase 1b, mitochondrial-like. Bases 157 to 1131 code for a protein of 324 amino acids. Lineage: Eukaryota; Viridiplantae; Streptophyta; Magnoliopsida; Poales; Poaceae. Gene Ontology annotation, cellular component: mitochondrion. Gene Ontology annotation, molecular function: alternative oxidase activity. Gene Ontology annotation, biological process: alternative respiration. The record is from RefSeq and is a predicted model, not a curated record. The transcript has a single exon.
CCCCACACGCGACCACCCUAUAAAACCAUCUCCAGCAAGACGGUUCUUGCCAUCGCUCAGUUUACCAGAUCAACACCAACAGAGAUCGCUUCCCACCCACCAAGACCUCCCAUUAGCUUUUCGACCAGUUUAUUACUUCUUCAACAGCCAAGAACCAUGAGCUCUCGGAUGGCCGGAGCCACGCUUCUGCGCCACCUGGGCCCCCGCCUCUUCGCCGCCGCCGAGCCGGCCUCCGGGCUCGCCGCGAGCGCAAGGGGCGUCAUGCCCGCCGCCACGAGGAUCUUCCCGGCGCGGAUGGCCAGCACGGCCGCCGCCCCGCAUGCCAAACAAGAAGAAGCCACUGAGAAGCCCCAGGGCGCGACGACGCCGGAGCAGGCGGUGAGCUACUGGGGCAUCGAGCCGCGGAAGCUCGUCAAGGACGACGGCACGGAGUGGCCGUGGUUCUGCUUCAGGCCGUGGGACACGUACCGGCCGGACACGUCCAUCGACGUGGCCAAGCACCACGAGCCCAGGGCGCUGCCGGACAAGGUGGCGUACCUCAUCGUGCGGACGCUGCGCGCGGGCAGUGACCUCUUCUUCCAGCGCCGGCACGCCAGCCACGCGCUGCUGCUGGAGACGGUGGCGGCCGUGCCGCCCAUGGUCGGCGGCGUGCUGCUGCACCUGCGCUCGCUCCGCCGCUUCGAGCACAGCGGCGGCUGGAUCCGCGCGCUCAUGGAGGAGGCCGAGAACGAGCGCAUGCACCUCAUGACCUUCAUGGAGGUGACGCAGCCCCUGUGGUGGGAGCGCGCCCUCGUGCUCGCCACCCAGGGCGUCUUCUUCAACGCCUACUUCGUCGGCUACCUCGUCUCCCCCAAGUUCGCGCACCGCUUCGUCGGCUACCUCGAGGAGGAGGCCGUCCACUCCUACACAGAGUACCUCAAGGACCUCGAGGCCGGCUUGAUCGAGAACACGCCGGCCCCGGCCAUCGCCAUCGACUACUGGCGCCUCCCCGCCGACGCCAGGCUCAAGGACGUGGUCACCGCCGUGCGCGCCGACGAGGCGCAUCACCGCGACGCCAACCACUACGCAUCCGACAUCCAUUACCAGGGAAUGACGCUGAAUCAGACGCCUGCGCCGCUCGGGUACCACUAAUAAUCAGUUCAAUGAACCAUAGAUCGAUAUGGCUUCUCAGUCCACGCUGUUACGUGCUACCGCUGCCGCCGAUGUUCGUCCCGUUAAUUUGGAUGGAUUGUUGCGUGCGCAGUAUGUUUAUGUAAACGGUUUAUGUCUGAUGAGUUCUGUUUGUCACUUUGUACCCAAAGAUAUGUUUUUGUAAGCCCGUAAUUCUUGUAAGGACAACGCUACCCAGCGGCGCCGCACUUGCGUCCUGCGGUGUGCGGUGCGGCGGCCGAACUAAUCAUCAUUCUAAUAAAAAGUAACGUUGUUUUAAUGCUUUA